Molecule: messenger RNA, 12366 nt
Organism: Kwoniella botswanensis
Lineage: Eukaryota; Fungi; Basidiomycota; Tremellomycetes; Tremellales; Cryptococcaceae
Exons: 13
Coding region: 1-12366 (4121 amino acids)
Biological process (GO): ribosomal large subunit assembly; ribosomal large subunit export from nucleus
Cellular component (GO): nucleus; preribosome, large subunit precursor
Molecular function (GO): ATP hydrolysis activity; ATP binding
Source: RefSeq, a predicted model, not a curated record
AUGAAGUCGGGAGAAUGGAUCUUACUUGAUGAAGUCAACCUGGCUUCUCAAGAAACUCUGGAAGCGAUUUCGACUAUUCUGGAAGGGCCCACCGCCUCCUUAGUUUUGACUGAGAGAGGAGAUGUGGAACCUAUCGCUCGACAUUCGCAAUUCCGCCUUUUCGCUUGUAUGAACCCGGCAACCGAUGUAGGCAAGAAGGACCUACCUCCCAAUCUUCGAGCUAGAUUCACCGAGCUUUAUGUACCUCCACCAGACGAUGAUCGAGAAGCACUCAUCGCUAUCGUUUCCCAAUAUCUCGGUGAUGCUGCUGCUGGGGACAGAAGUGUGAUCCUGGACGUUGUCGAACUAUAUACGACUCUCAAGAAGCUAUCUUCCGCCAAAGAAAUUGUUGACGGAUCAAAUGCGGCACCUCAUUACAGUAUGCGAACUCUAGCUCGAGCUCUGACGUUUGCCGUGCAAAGUGCGCCACUCUUUGGUCUACGACGAGGAAUCUGGGAAGGAUACCUCAUGGCGUUCACUAUGUCUCUCGAUCAAGCUAGUGCUAAGAUAGCUCAUGAAGCGGGUGAGAGAUAUAUCUUGAGCCCUAUGAAGAACGCUAGAGCUGUUCUUGCUCAGAUUCCUUCUCUUCCCACCUCGAUGGAUCCCGAUGAUUUCGUCCGAUUCGGUCCCUUCUGGCUUCAGCGUGGUCCAUUACCUCCAGCACCCGAAUCCAAAUAUAUUAUCACUCCUUCGGUUCAAGCCAAGCUAUCUGAUCUUGCGCGUGUCAUCCUUACCAAACGAUACCCAGUGCUCAUCCAAGGUCCCACUUCAGCUGGUAAAACUAGUGCAGUCGAGUUCUUAGCCCGUCAGACUGGUCAUCGUUUUGUCAGAAUCAAUAAUCACGAGCAUACCGACAUCCAGGAGUAUCUUGGUACCUAUGUCACUGACCCUCAUAGCGGUAAUCUCGUAUUUCAGGAAGGACUUUUGGUUACUGCUGUCAAACAAGGACAUUGGAUAGUGUUAGAUGAAUUGAAUUUGGCUCCAACCGAUGUACUAGAAGCUUUGAAUCGUCUUUUAGAUGAUAACAGAGAGUUGGUCAUACCCGAAACGCAAGAAGUCAUCAAACCUCACCCCAACUUCAUCUUGUUCGCCACCCAGAAUCCUCCAGGCCUAUACGCUGGACGAAAAGUCUUAUCUCGAGCUUUCCGAAAUCGAUUCCUUGAAGUACACUUUGAUGAUGUGCCUAAAGACGAGCUUGAAACCAUCCUAUGUCAGCGAUGUCAAAUUGCUCCUUCGUACGCUAAAAAGAUAGUUCAAGUCUUUGAAGAACUGCGUCACCGUCGUCAAGCCUCAAGGGUAUUUGAAUCUAAGAGCUCUUUCGCAACGCUUAGAGACUUGUUCAGAUGGGCGGAAAGAGGUGCCGUGGGUUAUCAGCAACUUGCUGAAGAUGGUUAUAUGCUCCUUGCGGAGAGAGCCCGUCAAGAUGAUGAUAAAGUUGUGAUCAAGCAAGUCAUCGAAGAGAUUAUGAAAGUUACUAUUAACGAGGACAUGUAUUCGCUUUUCGACAAAUCCAGCACCGUCCUCACCCGAAUGCCGACAACCAAUCUUCCCUUUACCAAGAUGGUCUGGACUAGAGCUAUGCAAAGGCUUUUUGCACUGGUCGCCGCGGCUUUGGCGCAUAAUGAACCGGUCCUGCUUGUGGGAGAGACUGGUUGUGGUAAGACUUCGGUCUGCGAGGUCAUCGCUCAAAUGUUCAAUCAAAAAUUGGUCGGCGUGAAUUGUCACCAGAAUAUGGAAACGGCAGAUUUGUUGGGAAGUCAAAGACCCGUCAGGAAUAGAUUAGAGAGAAGAUCGAAAAUUAUCAAUACUCUUGGUCAAUUUGCUACUUUUUCUGGGGCGAUCUCCGAUGACGAGCUCAUGUCUCUCUGCAAUGACCUAACGCAUCGCACAGAUAUCGAUCAGGAAGUAAUUCGACAGUGCAAGCGAGAAAUCAAACAAUUAUCAGCUCUCUUUGAAUGGUCUGACGGUCCUCUUGUCCAUGCUAUGACGAACGGUGAUCUACUUUUGCUAGAUGAAGUGUCUUUAGCCGAUGACUCAGUUCUCGAACGACUCAACUCCGUGUUGGAACCUGGAAGAACACUUGUCUUAGCCGAGAAGGGUGGCUCAGAUAUCGACGAAGCUACUAUCGUAGCUAAUGAGCGAUUCCAUGUGGUCGCUACGAUGAACCCUGGAGGAGAUUUCGGAAAGAAAGAGUUAUCUCCUGCAUUGCGAAAUCGAUUUACCGAAAUUUGGGUUCCAGCCCUGAAUGAUAGAGGAGAUAUGUUACAGAUCAUUGGUCAAUCGUGGAAGAAGGAAGAACUCAAGGAGUGUGGACCAUUCAUCCUAGACUUCUUCUUGUGGUUCGGUGAAAAGCUAGGUGACCUAUCUGGUCUCGGUUUGCGUGAUAUCUUGGCUUGGGUCAGCUUCACCAAUGAUAUGUUCUGCAAAGGGUUAAAUGAAGCUCAAGCAUUUCAUCAUGGUGGACAAAUGGUUCUGAUUGACGGUCUUGAAGCCCUACCUCAAGUUGCUGGCAUGUCUACCCAAUCAAUCGCUUCUCUCCGUAAUGAAUGUCUAUCGCAACUAGACCAUUUUGCAUCCAAUCUCCCGGGUGGUUCGACUCUUCAUGCUCAAUCCGAUUUAGCUGUCAAGAUGACUUCAGAAACAAUGGCCAUCGGGUCUUUCGCCAUUUCGAGGGGCCCAGUUAUAUCUGAGACAUCGAUGUUUAGAUUCGAAGCACCAACUACUGCUCUCAACGCCAUGCGAACUCUUCGUGGCUGUCAAUUACCGAAAGCUAUCUUGCUUGAAGGUAGUCCCGGUGUAGGAAAGACCAGUCUUGUCUCGGCUCUCGCAGCUGUAGCAGGACAUCGACUUCAGCGAAUCAAUCUUUCUGACCAAACGGAUCUCAUCGACUUAUUCGGUUCCGAUCUACCAGUGGAAGGAGGUCAACCUGGUGAAUUCCAGUGGAGAGACGCAGCUUUCCUCGAUGCAAUGCAGAAAGGUGAUUGGGUCUUAUUAGAUGAGAUGAAUCUCGCUUCUCAGACCGUGUUGGAAGGAUUAAAUGCAGUAUUGGAUCAUAGAGGUACAGUCUUUAUCCCAGAAUUGGGCAAAUCAUUCGAUCGACAUCCCGAUUUCAGAGUGUUCGCUGCCCAGAACCCCCUCCAGCAAGGAGGUGGUAGAAAAGGUCUUCCGAAAUCGUUCUUGAAUCGAUUCACCAAGGUAUACCUGCAGGAACAUACUUCUGAAGAUCUCAGGAUUAUAUGUAAGGAUCUCCAUCCUAUGCCUCAAGACGUGAUCGAGAAGAUGAUCUUAUUCAACGAGGAAAUGCGAGAACAGACUAUGAUUUUGCGCACGAUAGGAAGAGAAGGUAGUCCUUGGGAAUUCAACUUACGAGAUCUGUUCAGAUGGUUCAAUCUCCUUGCCUCACCCAAUGGUCUCGAAAAGAGCCACCAUCCCGCCGAAUACUUUUGGAUGGUGUAUAGACAACGAUUCAGGAGUGAGAGGGACCGAGAAGCCGUCACUCAUAUCUUCGAAAGGAUAUUCGAUCUCAUAAUUGACACUACUAGACCUACGCCUUACGUCACACCUUCGUUCCUGCAGGUCGGUCACUCGCUGAUUAGAAGAGGAGACAAGUCUACCAUUGACGUACAUCUAAAACAUCAUCAUCUGGAAAUCGCUCAAUCUGUACUGAAAGGUAUAGAAUUAGGGUGGCUGAUCAUCCUCGCCGGCGAUUGUGGUAUUGGUAAAAGAGCUUUAGUCAGAGGACUUGCCGAAGGUGCCGGAAGGGAACUGGGCGAAUUUGCUAUGCACCCCGGAGUUGAUACUUCGGAAAUCUUAGGUAGUUUCGAACAACAAGAUGUUGGGCGACUAUUAGAUGCGGUUGUAAAAGAGAUCAACCAUCUUAUUGGAGUCGUUUCUGAUAACGACCCUUACCUUGCUUCUCAAACAACCAAACUCAGAUCUGCAAGACAACGCUGUAACACCACAUCUGAUGUCAAUGCGAUCCCCUCCUUCACUACUAUCUGCGAAAACAUACUGGCUCAACUUGCCCCGCUUAUCAGCACCAAUGGGGCUCGUUAUGCCUUGGACAGUCUGACCAAAGCUGGUCCUGCCACAGUUGGCUUCGCAUGGGUCGACGGACAGCUCAUCCACGCUAUCAAGAACGGCGGAUGGUUCCUUAUCUCAGAGGCGAAUUUGUGUAGUGCAUCUGUACUUGAUCGACUGAACAGUCUGUGCGAAUCGAAUGGAGUACUUGUUCUUAGUGAAAAAGGUUCCUCAACUGGUAGUCCGGAAGUUCUGAAGCCUCAUAAAGACUUUAGACUCUUCAUGACUUAUGAUCCAAGACACGGGGAAUUAUCAAGAGCGAUGAGAAAUAGAGGUGUAGAACUGUUUAUGGCUCGACCUGAAGACGAAAACAGUCCAAGUCAUCCGAUAUCAACGUUGGCCGAUCACUCACUUCUCCAAGCUUUCACUGCUAUUUCGAAUAACGAUAAGACCGCUCAGGAGAUCAAGGAUAGCUCCGUGGCCUCACUUGUUGCCGACAAGAUAUCGAACCAAAGCCAACAGAUCAUACCAUAUCUCAAUCGAGUUGGCUCUGUUGUUUCCGAAAGUGAUAAGGCGAUUUGGCAUGUUGCAACUCAGGUAGUCGGAGAUGCAGCUCUGGCAAGUAUUCUGAGCGGUCAAGCAACACAGGCUGUCGCGGGCCAAAGAAUUCAAGCAGAAUUUAGCCCUUCUAUGCCAAUCGAUAUCACUCUCAAUUCCAACAUCCACGCAGGACAAAGAGGUAUCGUCUUCAGCCUACUCCAAGCCAUCUUGCGUAAUGAGGUUCGAAAGGAUGAGAUUCAAUCUUGGCUUUCAGACUCAACUAGCGGUAAAAGCAUCCUUGCUAUGUCUGCUGCUUCAGCACGACGAGGUCCUUCAAGAAACAAAGCCCAAGCCGGAAACGACAUUUAUCCUUUCACGAGCUACUUCAGAGAAGUGAUCAGAAAACAGCUUCCCUUAAUUAUAGGGUCAGAAUGGCUAAAAGAGGAUUACGUGGACUGUCUUGAUCGGAUUCUGGUAUAUAUCCAGCUUAUCGAGGAUCACGCUAAGAAUACUACUUUCGACUACUCCUCGACUAAACUUCUCGCCGGCUGGCUCGAUGAACAACUUCGAGAGUUACCAUUCUUAGCGCCUAUAAUGGAGAAACUUCAGGGGCUGGUGAAGACAGUUCAAUUGACUUCUGGUCUAGGUCAAACCCAGGUGUGGAUGUUAUUCAGAGAUAUCAUUGGCGACAGUCCUUUUCAACAGGAUAGCUCUCGGGUUACAGACAAAGCUGAUGAUUUACGUGAUCCUGAACUCCGUCUAUCGGUUCUGCACGCUCUUUCAAAUAUGAUUGAAGGACCCGCAUCGCAAGAGUCGAUUGCAGAGCUCGAGAGUCUAAUUUUGGGCGCUGAGUCUCUGCAGCACAGGAAAUCAGAAGUGUCACCAGGAUGGAGUAACUGGUCUGUCUUGAGUACCGUCGAAUUGGCAUCCCUGCAGAGAGCCGCUGGAGACUACAUAGAAGUGCUCUUGGAAGACAAGAAUAUCCAGCUCAGCACGCUCUUGCCUCUUCUAAGGUCGGUUGGCCCUUCUCGCACCCAUGCGGUCACCUUUCAAGCCGUAUCGACCUUUUUGCAAAGGAUGUGGGAACAUUCAAACCCAAAUGACGAGCAACUAGAUGGCCCAGCGGACCUUUUCAAACCCGUUCGACUGGCAUCAGCUUUACGAUUCAGUGAUACCGAGGUUGUCAAAAUGUCGGAAAUCCCUCAGCAGGACGACGCUUUGCGUUUCUCAAUCAAGACCUUGCUAUGGAGGACCCGAGUGACUGAGGAUCGAAGAGCGGAUGUUUUGUCUAUGGCACUGAACUCCAUCAUCAUGAUUUGUUCGGCCUUCGGCAUCCCUCAUAUCCACAAUGAAGACCCCGUUCAAAUUCUCAGUCACAUCAAUCGAAUUAUGGCUGAAAGUCCGAGUGAUCCUACCAUGAUAUAUCUGCGAGAUACCCUUUUCAGGCGCAUCAUGCCAUCUCUCAACGCCGUCGGUAGCAAACCUCGAGAUCUCAAAUCUUUAGGAUAUAUCUGGCUGGCAGCAUCGCGUUUCCUCAUCGACCUCUACGUCACAAAUAUCCCAAUCGAUCCGGGAGUCAGACGCAGCUUGUUAGGAGAAGUCCUAAUUACUCGCUUGUCCCUUGUUGAAGAGGAACUGUUUGCCGCUGAAAGCGGAGAAAGUGCUCUCAAAGGUAUCGCUGAUUCUGCUCGUAUCGCCAACAUACAUCAAAAGGUCGCUGCCCUGAAGGAAGAGCAAGACUCUCUCGGACCUUCACUUGAUCGACCUUCCGACGCGGUCCGACUCUCCUACCUGUUCAACGAGGUUCUCUCCUUCUUAAACGACCCUUAUAGUGAAAGUCGAACAAACGAGCUUGUCAGUGCACUCAUUAACGGUCAUCCGCAAGCCUUUGCCAGAGAAAACGAUUUCCAAAUGGCCUCUGCCGCUUUCGUGCAACGGCUGUCUGCCAAUUACCAUGAUAUGUCAGAUUUGGUGCAACCGAUCAUUACCGCAGUCCUUUUCAGCAAGUUCGGUAUGCGCACCCUUGCCAGGGAUGCUGAACUUCGUACCGCAAAACCGCUUUCAACGAUCUCUAGCGCAAUAUCAUUCCCUCUUGCAUCAGGCAUACGCCGGAUUCAUCGCGCUUCGGAUACCCCGAUGGACAAUUCAAGUGGAAUUGCUACCCAACUGCUCGCCGCUUGUGCCCACUCGCAUCUCCUGGAGUCCAAACAACAACGGGUUGCUCACUUACCUGGUCUGUUUCUACAAUUGGACCGUCUUUACCAAGCUUGGAGCAGUAUCCGAGUGCGAGAACAGCAAGAAGCUCAGGCCUCUGAAAGUUUAUAUCGAGUUCGGAAAACAGAGAUUGAGGUUCUUUCGGAUCAAGAGCAGGAAGAGAAAGAAUUUGCGGAAUUGUUCCCUCAAUAUGAGGAUGCAGGUGCGGAAGAUGCUUCGCGUUCGAAAGAAACGAAUGGAGAGGAACAGAAGGAAGAUAGACGCUUCUCAGUCGAUCAAGUCGCUUCUUUCCAUCAACUUGUACUCGAGAUAUUUGGACAAAAGCAAUCAACUCCUAGCUCCCUCCUGAAAGAUAUGAUCGACAACACCCUUCACCAUUCUUUCGAGUCAUCCGCUUACGACGAAAAUCUCGAUAAUGAUAGUAUUGCAUAUCAAAUCUCGCUGUUGCAUAGGCGACAAGUUGAGGUCAAGACGUCGCCGAUCCAGCCUAAUUUCUAUCUGUCAUCCAAUGAACCGGAAGUUCGAAAGGCUCAUUUAAUCCUCAUCCGAUUAAUUAAACGGCUGGAUCACCUGAUCACUGAAUGGCCGGAGCAAAUGGUGCCCCAACACAUCAAAGACCGAUGCGAGCGUAUUCUCCUACUCAACACCAGAAGUCCUGUCGCUCAAGUGUUAUCUGCGUUGGAACAGCUUCUUAUCCACACGGAAGAUUGGGAGGCUUAUGCAAAUCGUGAAAAUUCCUUGAGCAGUCUCCGGGAUGAGAUCUCCAACCUUAUCAUCAACUGGCGAAGACUUGAACUCGCAUCAUGGAUGCGAUUACUCGAUGACCAAGCUGCUCAAUACAUCGCUCAAGAUAACGAAUGGACUUUGAGACUAUAUGGAGCGCUCAUCCAUGGGGCUGUUAGUGCUACGGAUAUCGAUAAACAUAUGGAAGAGGUUUUACCUAUGAUAUCUACAUAUAUCAACUCAAGCACCUUUGGUACUUUCUCCGCCAGGUUACGACUACUUUCUGCUUUCCAACGUAUGGCUCUCGAUCUUUCCGCUCAAGUCAUCGGUUUGAAGUCGGUCGCGACAUUGCUUCAUAAUGUCAUUGCCAAUGCACGGCUGUUCGAACCACGAUUGGUCGACUCAAUGCAUAGUCAACGAUCGGUAAUUGAUAAAGCUAUCAAGGACUUUGUCAAAUUGGCCAGCUGGAAAGAUGUCAACGUGUUCGCGUUGAAAGCCAGUGCACAGAAAUCCCACAAACACCUUCAUAGGAGUAUCAGAAAAUUCCGAGAUCUGCUUCGACAACCUGCAUCACCCAUCCUUGGAGAAUUGACUGGUAUCGUAUCGCAGGACGCAGCGGUCACCUUCGAAACUAUCAGCUCAGCGGUAUUUGAUGUCAGUACUUUGAAUUCCAAAGCCAGCGAAGCUAGAAAUCAAGCAAUCCAUGCUGUUCCUGAAGUCCUCAUCCGACUUGACGAGACUUUCAACCGAUUCACACGGAUUCAUAUCCAUGUGCGAGAAUCUCUCAAAGGUCCAAGCGCUUCCCGUAUGGACAACAUGGCGGUGGAUAUCAUUGAAACUGCUGCAGCUUUAGCAAAGGCUACACCGUCCUCACUCACAAAGGAAAACACCAAGAUCGUCAACAACCUGGCCAGUAGGAAACGUAAAGCUUUCUCAGAUCUGCUGAAAGCUCUUCGAGCUUUGGGAUUCUCCAACGCUGUGAGAGCCGAUCAACUUGCCCGUCAGCAAUCUACGAUAUGGCUGGCCAAUCGACCACCUAUCUCCGCUGAAGGUCUACCUGAUGACUUCGAUAUGAUAAGUGUCAAGAAGAUCGAGUCUUAUCACCAUCGAAUGGAUGUUCUCAUGUCUGCCCUGAGAGCUGCUUUCAAUGGUCACAAUGACGAUAUCGCUUCUCAGGAUCUGGAAAGAGGUAUAGGCUUCACAGAGUCUGUUUAUGCUACCGCUCUUACCGAAAGGGACAAAUCCGUCAAUGAGCUACACUCACUUGUCCAGUUAUCCUCCAUCCUCUCUCGCUUACGACACUGCGCUUCAUCACCAUCUAUUGCGGGUGGUCAAGCUUUGUUGAGUGCUCUCACUGAAGCUGAGUUCUCAGCAUCCCAAAUGCACAGUUCACUUCGGGAAAUUGAAGAGGGUAUCAGACAUCUGCGAGAGCUACAAGGUGUACAAGCGAAUUCGGUGGAUACGACGGUUCUACACGAGCUCAGACAGGAAACCACCCUGUUGGUUCAAGCCUUGUCAUCAGCCUUGAACUCAUCAAAGGAUUCCGAUUCUCUGAUUUUUACUGAAGCCGAAACAUCAUUGCUCGUAAUCUUUGGCCAAAUCCGCUCAAAGCUUAUCGAUUCAUUCACCGCUCAAGUUGUCGCUUCUCCCGACUUGCGACACCUUUUGGACCCCGUUGUAGCCAUGGUGAAAGCUAUGAGACAAUUCUCUAUCCCUUCAGUCAACUCGGGUCUGUCCUCAGAAACGUGGAAGAAGAGCGAUGAACUCAUCCAAACGCUGCUUGUGGUCACUCAACAAAUGAAGACACCUUCCUUACCUGAAGUCAAAGACGACGAGUCUCCUCAUGUUCCUUCUGAGCUCAAAGAACAGCGGAUUUUCUCCUCCUCUCUUCGUGUAUCGGAAAUCCUCUCACGCAUCUCUACUUUCAUCGCUGAAUUGGCGGACGCGCAAUCUGCUUCUACUGCUGCGCCAAACUGUCUUGCAAGACUUCUACCAUUCCUCGAAACUUUCUGUGAAUCUUACGCUCAAGCUAUCACCACCCAUAUCCACACUGUCAAAGCGACUUACAAGCUUUCCUACGUGGUCGGACGACUGAUGUUGGAUCUAGCUCAAAAGGGAUUCUGUAAGCCUCAAGAACAAUCGGAAGAUGACGGUGCAGGUGGAGAUGGAGAGAUGGUCGAAGGGUCUGGUAUGGGCGCGGGUACAGGUGAUAAGAAUGUAUCCAAUGAGAUCAAAGAGGAAUCGCAAGUUGAGGGUUUACAAGGUGAAGAGGAGGAAGAGGAACAAGAUCAACAAAAAGGUGAAGAUGAUGAUGACGACGCAUUCAGUAUGGACGAAGAUUUCGAAGGCAAAUUGGAUGAUGGGAAAGAGAAGGAUGAAGAAGGCAGUGGAGACGAAGAGGAGGAAGACGAAGAUCACGAUGAACAUGUUGGUGAUGUUGAUCCAUUAGAUCCUGGAGCGGUAGAUGAGAAAUUUUGGGGUGAUGAGCAAAAAGAAGAACAGAAGGAUGGUGGGUCGGAUGAGUUGAUGGAUCAGAAAACACAAGAGCAAGAAGGUGAAUCUGAGAUGGCUGCGAAGGAGAAGGAAGGUACGGAAAGCAAGGAUAAGAAGGAAGAGAAGGAACAAUCACAGGAAGAGAGUAAAGAAGGAGAACAAGGUCGGGAGGGCAAACAGGAGGAGCAAAAAGGAGAUGAACAAGGUGAGGAGCUGGAUGAAGAGACGAUGGAGGAACAAGGUGGAGAAGAUGAGCAAGGGGAGGAAGACAGGCCGUCUGCUCAAGAUCAAGAUCAAGUGGCUGUUCCUGAAGGGGGUAAACUUGAUCUACCGGAGGAUUUGAACUUCGAUGAAGAAGAAGGUGAUGAGAAGGAUGGAGAAGGUCAAGAUGACUUCGAUGAUGAUAUGAAGAUUUCAGAUGGUGGGGAAGAAGAUCAUGACGCAGAUAAUGAUGGAGGAUCCGAUAUAGAUAUGGGUAACGAGGAAGAUGGAGAAACUGCCGAAGAUGCACCUUUAGCUACAGGAGUAGGUGAAGAUGAGACCGAACAGGAAGCUCAGAAAGAGCAGAACGUAGAUGUGUCCGCUUCUAAUGAUAUGACUCAGGAGUCAGAACUUGGUCAAGGUGUCAGUGGAGGUAUUGAAGGUGAAUCGAAGGAAGAGAAGGAGGCUGAGGAGAAGGAGAAUAGCGAGAAAGAGGAAUUAGAUGCAGAUGCUCAAGGUCAGGAUGGAACCGCACCCCAAUCUCAACAACAAUCUGGUCCAUCCAAUGAUCAGUCAGUAUCUGACGGCCCCAUCGACUCCUCAGGUGCGCCUCUUCCAGCUCAGGAUCAGUCUCAACCUCAAUCAUCUCGAAGUCUAGGUGACAUCCUCAAAGAUAUACGAAGGAGAAGGGAUGAGAUUCUCUCCCAACAGGAAAGAGAGCAGCAACCUCAACCUACUGAUGAUCAACAGGCUUCAGAGCAGGCUCCGGGUCAAGUGGAAUAUAUCAAAGAGGAUGAAGCUAAAGAAGACGAUACGCAAGCUCUGGGUAGAGCAGGCGAAGAGGAAAGACAGAAAUUAGAAGACCUCAAUAUUAUUGAUGAGGAUGAAGCUGAAGGUGAAGGUGAACGAAAUCCUGGAAUGGAAGAUGACGAAGAAGAACCUGAGAUCGAUAAUGGAGAGUACCAAGAACGAGAGUUGACUCACCGAUCUGCUGCUCCAGUCGAUGAAGAUAGACAAAGGGAAGAGAAGGCUCUCACUCAGGCUGACAUUGGUGCUGGACCUAGAGGAUCAGGUGUAGACGAUACGAUGGACAUCGAUUUCGAUCCUACCGAAGAGGAUGGUAUCGAAAAUAAGGAUAUCAAACCUGAUUUGGACGAUGGUGAAGAACCGGAACUCAACCUUAUCGACUCAAGCGGUAUCGCCAAAGACGGAUCGUCCAACGCUGAAGAGCUAUGGAGAAAAUACGCAUCUAUGACCAGUGAUCUCUCAUACGCUUUAUGUGAACAAUUGCGAUUGAUCUUAGAACCCACCCUGGCAACUCGUCUACAAGGUGAUUUCCGUACUGGUAAGCGAUUGAACAUGCGUAAGAUCAUACCUUACAUUGCAAGUGAAUAUACCAAAGAUAAAAUCUGGUUGAGACGUACGAAACCUUCCAAGAGGGAAUAUCAAGUACUACUGUCUCUCGACGACUCAAAAUCAAUGUUCGAAUCACAAUCUAUCGAUUUGGCCUACCAGACUUUGGCAUUAGUUUCUCAGUCGAUGAAUAAACUUGAAGUUGGGCAAAUAUCCAUUGCUAAAUUUGGUGAAUCGAUUGAUAUACUUCACCCAUUCAAAGAUGGCUCAGGCUCAUUUACCGAUAUGGAUGGUCAGAAGAUUAUUGAGAAUUUCAAAUUCAACCAGAAUAAAACGGAUGUGGUCAAAUUGUUAGAAAGAUCCUUAGGCUACCUGGCUGAAUCUCGUUCGACUGGAAACCUAACAGGAGGAGCGGAUUUAUGGCAAUUACAGAUUAUCAUUUCGGAUGGAAUUUGUCAAGAUCACAACAAGUUGAGAAAAUUGUUGAGGAAAGCGAUUGAAGAGAGAGUAAUGAUCGUUUUCAUCAUCAUCGAUUCAUUGAAUCAGCAAACUCAAUCCUCAGUUCCCACGCCUGUGAAUACCAAGAGCAAGACUAGUAUCUUGUCGAUGCAGACUGUAGAGUACAAGAUGGAGAAUGGAGAGAUGAAAUUGGACAUGAAGAGAUACCUUGAUACGUUCCCGUUCGAAUUUUAUGUGGUCCUGAGAGACGUGGAAGCUCUACCUGGGGUGUUGGCGGAUACUUUAAGACAGUGGAUGACGAGAGUUAGUCAGUCUCAGGAGUAG